AUGGCCACCAUGUUCCGCGACUUCUCCUUCGACCCGGCGCCGUCACCUGACUACUCCGCCUACGAAGCUGAGCGGGCAGCUAUGAACGUCUCGCCCACGUCACAGGCGAUGGACCCGCAUUACGCGCCAAAUCGCCCUCCCACUCCACCAUGCACUAUGGGCGACCUCGCCGUGCAACUCAACCAGCAAAGCCUCCGCAUCGACACGACUGUCCGCUGCUAUCCUGCCGGUCCUCUUACACCAGAGAGCGACGAUGACGAGUGCGCGCCUUCCACAAAGCAAGAACAGCAGGCGCGACCCACCUACUCGCGCAUCGCAGCUUCCGUUCUCAGGAUGCAACGCCAACAGAGCUCGCGCAUGCAGUGCAGCUCAUCGCAUGCUCGCGAUCUCUCCAAGCUGGUCAAGAUGAUCGAGGAGGAGAAGCAGUGCACCGUCAGCGAGUCGUCUUCACGAACAUCCUCUACAUCUUCGACAUCAACAUGCGCACCUGGCAACUCUGGAGACGACGAGGGCGUCGACAUGGACUACGAUGUGCCUGCGUCAGGCAUCGAGUCGCUCGCCAGCAUGCCAGUGUGGAAAGCCCACGAAAGGCGCGACAGCUGCGUCCGCGUCACCCGACCUGUGCGCAUGCGCAAGCGGUCCAAGGGCAACGGCGUAUCGAAGAGGCGGUCAUCAUAG
Alternaria viburni is the source of this 678-nucleotide messenger RNA. RefSeq lists its product as uncharacterized. The coding region runs from base 1 to 678 and encodes 225 amino acids. The transcript has a single exon. The record is from RefSeq and is a predicted model, not a curated record. Lineage: Eukaryota; Fungi; Ascomycota; Dothideomycetes; Pleosporales; Pleosporaceae.